Molecule: messenger RNA, 709 nt
Organism: Drosophila novamexicana
Lineage: Eukaryota; Metazoa; Arthropoda; Insecta; Diptera; Drosophilidae
Exons: 3
Coding region: 1-564 (187 amino acids)
Source: RefSeq, a predicted model, not a curated record
AUGUAUAUGGGUCUGUUGCCUUCGCUCUCAGUGGCUGGGAUAUUGCUUCUAUUGCUCGUUGAUGGCGGUGCUGCCAGGCGUAAUUGGAAUUACGAACCAAUCUCUAUAGAUGUCAGAUCGGCGGAUGCAUCGAAAGUGCAAGUUGAGGCAAAGAUUGAACGCAUCGGACGCAGGGAAUACGCUUAUACGGGCAAAAUGGUAGUAAAUUACGAUAUGGACGAUGCGACUAUGGUGGAGGCUACGAUUUAUCGCAGCUAUUCGGGGAACGAGGACGAUUACAAGCUUUUGCCCUUCGACAUACCGAAGCAGACAUUUAAAAGCAUUGUCGAAUCGUAUUACAAGGACAUUAUCUACAAGAAUCUGGAGCACUGCUCGAAUUUGGCCAAGCCGGAGAAUGCAUACCCCUGGCCCAAAGGCACCUACAUUUUCGAUAAGUGCACUGUGACUGGUGAUGGAUUGCCCGAAGUUCUGCCCGAGGGCUACUACAAGGUCAACUUCGAAAUCAGCGGACCAGUCGAGGCUGGCUUAACAGUUAUUGCAAAGUUGACCACGGGUUAUGACUAAUUUGGUUAAGCCCAAAGACAACCGAAGGGUCAUGGCAUAGCAAAAUCAAUAUUGAGUACUUUAUAUGAACAGUUAUCAAAAGAAUUAGGUUAGUUUUAACAGUAUCUAUCCGAGUGGUUCCAAGAAAACACAUGUUAUAUUUAAU